Molecule: messenger RNA, 5417 nt
Organism: Peromyscus leucopus (white-footed mouse)
Lineage: Eukaryota; Metazoa; Chordata; Mammalia; Rodentia; Cricetidae
Gene: Arhgef5
Product: Rho guanine nucleotide exchange factor 5
Biological process (GO): activation of GTPase activity; intracellular signal transduction
Cellular component (GO): cytoplasm; nucleus
Molecular function (GO): guanyl-nucleotide exchange factor activity; protein binding
Source: RefSeq, a predicted model, not a curated record
CGCGGGUGGGGCGCCGGGGCGGCCUGGCCUGGCUGGGGACCGCGGCGGGCGCCCGGACCUGGAGGGGACUCUCGGGCCGGUCCGGGGCAGCAUGUGACUCCGACCAGGAUUCAGCCCUGAUGGAGGCUGAGCAGCCUGAACAUGGAGCAUCUGCACCCAUCCCUGCCAUAGAGGAAUCGAAAGCUAUCCCUGAAGCUAUCAUGAGGAGCAGUCAGAUCCCUGUCCUGGAGCCUGAAGCUCAAGAAGGCCAAGACCCAUCCUACAAGUGGGCAGAUGGACACAGACCCCUGAUGGGCCAGCCACAGGAGUUAAGGGACAUGAGUGACCACAUACCUGAUAGUAUGGGAUUUUUCUUAAAGGAAGUUUCUUCCAAUGUGGAGACCAACCAGGAAAUCCUUGUGGCUGAGGCCUUCCACACUCCAGACCCGCUGGAAGCAGUAUCCCAGAGCCUUAAAGACAGUCUGUCAAAAACAAUAGCUGUCCCGGAGCUCUUGGCCUGUGCUGUUCGGGAGGAAUGGCCAGACAAAUCCAGCAAACUGGACAGCACAGUGGAGCUAGAAUUGCAGCCGGAACUCAUGUCUUUGACACUGGCAGUUAGCAAAGCAAAAGAAGAGAAAGACACCUCGCCAGACCCUUCGAGCCCUAGAGGAUUUUGGCCUCCCUGCAAAAAGCACCCUGGUGAGACAGACCAGUCUGGGGGCCAUGGAAGUGGACUGGUCAGGCAGUGGAAAGCGCUGCAGAUGGAGGCCAUGCAAGAAGAGCACGGUCAAGAAGGCCUCCUCCAACCUCAGAAGGCCCAGGGACUCGAGGGGCAGGAAGUCAAAAUUCAGGAGGAAGGAAGUCUGAGGGGAGACAUUUGUUCUGAUGGGCUUCUAGGGAAUCGGGAAGACGAGGAAGAAGAGGUUUGUGGCCGUGAGGAAGAACAGGAACGAGUGCAAAACCAUAGAAUGCUCGGAGGACAGAGGGCCAGUAAGGGACUGAGUGGGGAACUGGAGGCUCUGGAUUACAGUGAGCGGGGUCAAGAGGACAGGGAUAGGAGGGUUCAGGGUCAGAGAGAUUCAGAAGAGGAGGGAUGGGACAGGGAAUUAAGAGAGGUGGAAGAGAGGAGGGCACACUCUCAGUAUGCAAAGAAUCAGAGGUUAGUAGUGAAAUCAGAUGUGAGUGGAAAGCAGGGAGAUAAUGAUGAAACCCAAAUAGUGAUGCCAGGAGAGGGCCAGGAGGAGGUUGUAGACUCAGGUGAGGGGGGACGAGGGAAUGGGGAAGGGGGUGGACAGGCAGCCGUGGAAGGGAGGAGAACAGACGAGAACAACAAGCAUUGUCCUCCAGUGGAUCUCAUAGCUCCUGAGGCGCUCUCUUCAGGAGCACUGUUUCCAGACAUCUCUUGUUCUGUGUCUGAUAUUCCUGGGGCUCAGUGGGAACCUGUUCCCAAGGAACAGAUCCUCCCAGCUCUGACUCCUGCACGGGAGCCAGUAGAAUGGCCUCACCAACCCAUUUCUCCACCUGCCUCUUUUGCUACUGAAGAACUCCCUAAUGAUAGGACUCACAACAGCCAGCAAGAAGGAUUCAGGCUGAAGAAAGGGACAGUGUCUCUCCAGGGGACUGAGGUUGUCUCUGCUAGUGUAUCUAUGACUCCUCCAAGGACACCGGAUUCAGCUCCUUUCAGUCCCACUGAAGUCUUCCCCAUCACUGCCACCCUGUCACCUGUUAGCCCUCCAGUUGUCCUUCCUCGGAAGGACACCCUAGCAGCCUCUCUCUCGACUGACACUCCACCUCAUGGUGGGGCACUUGAGGCUCCUCCGAUACCUGCAAAAACUCGCAAGGACCCAUGUGCCACCCCUGACAAGGCCAACGCUCACAGCCCUCUCACCAGCUACGCUGGAGCCACCCAGCAUCUAAGAAGUAACUCGUUCCCAGGCUCUCACAGGACAGAACAGACUCCAGACUCCGUGGGAAAGUCUUUUUCUUUCUCUCAUUCGGAAUUACCACAGAGGCCCCCCAAACCUGCCAUCUAUGGCUCUCUGAUCCCACGAAGAGACAGAAGAAGUAGGGACGGCAUCGUCUUCUCAGAAUCCUCUGCUGCUUUCUUUGCUUUGAGACAGGACUCCGAAGGACUCACUUCAAAUCCAGAGAGUCCCGGCGAGCCUCAUGGUAGUCCGCUGUGGGGCUCCCCACAGAACUCAGCCUUUGCCGUGGGUUCUCCUGGGAAUGUUUCUUCUCUAUCCACUGUCUCCAUGGACAUGAGGAAACAUGAAGCCUUGCCCCCUCCUCCCCCAGGAAAGAGACAUAGCUACAGUUCCGUGGUGGAGAGAGAUGGCCAUCUUCAUGUAGUAGCCCCCACAGUGAAGCGAUAUAGUCAUCCUCCUCCAUUGGCCCUAAGUUCAGGGCUACCUGGAUCUCCUGAAGGCUCGUUUCCGCUAGUUCCUGACUCUGUUGUGUUGAGGCAGCACCGCCCUCUGCCAGCCACCCCAGAAACCCCCCGCCAUACUCAGACCUCCAUCUCCUCCAGGCUGAGAUACAAGAAACCAUUACCCCCAACUCCCUAUGUGCCUGACCUCUGCCAUUCUCCCCUCUCCCCCGCUAGCGUACCAAAGAUGUACAGGCCUCUACCCCCAGUCCCUUCCUCUGAACCACCCCCAUUACCACCAAAAUCCAGGGAGAGAAGCAGGAGUAUCCAGGGAGGAGUUAUACAUUCAGGGGGUCAAGCCAAACCAAGACCCACUGGCCAAGACUGGACAGUCUCCACACUCUCUGUCGGACGGACCUCUUGGCCCCCGGCUACAGGCAGAUCAACAGAAUCAUUGGUUCCCACCAGUGGGAGUAUAACUGAAGUGUCCACUGGCCUGGCUUUCAGCAACAUGAUAAACCUUCUAAAUCCCUCUUCCCCUACCACUCCCUGUACCCCGGAACUUCUGAGACCUACCAGUAAGGAUGAGUCGGAGCUCACCGAAGAGUCUGAGUCCCCCGUGAGAGGAUCGUUUAGAAGAUCAGUCCCUCAGGAGGGAUGUAAUGACACACGGAGGUCAGCUUUAGGACCAAAAAAGCAGUCAGAAAAACCCACCCACCAGCAACUGGAGAAGGCAUGCAGCUGGCCCCACAGGCAGGACCCAGCCAGAACAGAGAGUGGCAGUGAACAGGCUGGGGGCCAGGCCUCCAACAAGCACAAGGGCUGGAACCGGCAAGGCCUGCGGAGACCUUCUCUGUUGCCGGAGAGCUCUGCAGAUUUGAGAAAUCCAAGCAUGGGAAGACCUCCUGGCUCUUCAGAUUCUGUGGUUUUCCGGGAGAAGAAACCGAAGGAGGGGACAGGAGGCUUUUCAAGACGCUGCUCCAAGCUCAUCAACUCCUCCCAGCUACUUUAUCAGGAGUACAGUGAUGUUGUUCUGAACAAGGAGAUUCAGAGCCAGCAGCGGCUGAACAGCCUAGCGGAGGCACCUGGACUCUCUUCCCCCCGGCAGCGUCGAAAGGCAAUGGUGUCUUCAGACUCCUACCUACAGCGCCUCUCCAUGGCCUCCAGUGGCUCCCUCUGGCAGGAAAUCCCUAUGGUGCGCAACAGCACAGUGCUGCUCUCCAUGACCCAUGAAGAUCAAAAACUGCAAGAGGCCAAAUUUGAGCUGAUUGUGUCAGAGGCGUCUUACCUUCGCAGUCUAAACAUAGCUGUGGAUCAUUUCCAACAUUCAGCUCAACUUCGGGCCAUCCUGUCCACCCAGGAUCACCAGUGGCUCUUCUCCCGUCUACAGGAUGUGCGAGAUGUCAGCACCACGUUCCUUUCCGACCUAGAAGAAAACUUCGAGAACAACAUCUUCUCCUUCCAAGUAUGUGAUGUUGUCUUGAAUCAUGCCCCAGAGUUCCGCCGAGUCUACCUGCCUUAUGUCACCAACCAGACCUAUCAGGAACGCACCUUCCAAAGCCUAAUGAAUAGCAACAGCAGUUUCCGGGAGGUCUUGGAGAAGCUGGAGAGUGACCCCAUCUGCCAACGCCUGUCUCUCAAGUCCUUUCUGAUACUGCCCUUCCAGCGUAUCACCCGUCUUAAGUUGCUACUCCAGAACAUUCUGAAGAGAACCCAGCCUGGCUCCUCAGAAGAGGCAGAGGCCACAAAGGCACACCAUGCCCUGGAGAAGCUGAUCCGAGACUGCAACAACAACGUGCAGAGGAUGCGGCGGACAGAGGAGCUCAUCUACCUGAGCCAGAAGAUUGAGUUUGAGUGCAAAAUUUUCCCGCUUAUUUCCCAAUCUCGAUGGCUGGUGAAGAGUGGGGAGCUGACAGCCCUCGAGUUCAGUGCUUCCCCAGGGCUGAGGAGGAAACUGACCACUCGUCCUGUCCAUCUGCAUCUCUUCAAUGACUGUCUGUUGCUGUCCCGACCCCGAGAAGGCAGCCGGUUCCUGGUAUUUGACCAUGCUCCAUUCUCCUCCAUUCGAGGGGAAAAGUGUGAAAUGAAGCUGCAUGGACCUCACAAGAACCUCUUCCGUCUGUUCCUGCUGCACAACACACAGGGCACCCAAGCAGAGUUCCUCUUCCGCACUGAGACUCAAAGUGAAAAGCUCCGAUGGAUCUCGGCCUUGGCCAUGCCCAGAGAGGAGUUGGACCUGCUUGAGUGCUACGACUCCCCACAGGUUCAGUGUCUCCGUGCCUACAAGCCCCGAGAGAAUGAUGAGUUGGCACUGGAGAAGGCGGAUGUGGUGAUGGUGACUCAGCAGAGCAGCGAUGGCUGGCUGGAGGGUGUGAGACUCUCAGAUGGGGAGCAAGGCUGGUUCCCCGUCCAACAAGUAGAGUUUAUUUCCAAUUCAGAAGUCCGCGCACAGAACCUCAAAGAGGCCCAUCGAGUCAAGACUGCCAAACUGCAGCUGGUACAACAGCAAGUCUAACUGUUCUUGGGAAAGAGUCUUCUGAGAUCAUGAACAAGCAUUCCUGGAAAUGGCUGGCCACAGGGACCUGCUACAGAGGCCGUCUGUGGACCAGGAACUCGGCCUUCUGAAAGCCCAAGGACUGACUCAGUCCCUUGCUCCAGUACUUCUUUCAUUUUGUGCUUGGUGGGGAAUAUUGAGUGACUUCACACUGGAUUCUGGGAUCCUUUUUUCGAAGGAAAAGGGACUGUGGGGUCCUGAGCCUAGGCGGUGUACUUCCCACUACCAGAUGGUGCUUGUACAUCAUCUGCUGCUACAGUGCAGAUUCAGAGCUGGCCAGAUGUGAGGCUGUAGACACAUGUUACCAGAUGGACCUCAGCCCACUGCAGAGUGGGGUUGAAUGGGGAUUAGCACAUCAGGUGGGGUGUGGACCUGCUGACCGCUAGGGUGUCUUCGGAUCUAGAGAUUCUCCUCAGUGCAUGCGCCCUCGAGGUCUUUGUUUCUUGGUGGCAAUGUGAGGAUGGCAUUCUCUCACUCUAAUAAACUUGGCACUUCUCUGAGUGUUUUCUUCUCAGACCA